GCGGAACCUUUGUUCCAGCCUCGUGUUUCCACCGGAGGGUUUAAAGCUCGUGCAGCAGUCAGAGCGGACCGACGGAUCCUGUGUUAUUAGUGUGAUUAUAUUGAUUAUUACUGUUAUUACUGUAUUCCCGUGAUGCAAUGCGGCUGGUCUCUGUUAGGUCCGCUGCAGUGGAUCCGUUACAUCAACAAACAGGUGAUGGUGAAGGCGGGAAAAGAUGAAGAGCUCCGCGGCUGGUUGGUCACCGUGGACCCGGUGUCCGCGAGUCUGGUUCUGGUGAACUUCCAGGACGAUGCGGUCCGGGAGGGCGGGGCCUCGGUGCAGGUGGUGAUGGGUCAUGCCGUGCAGGAGGUGCGGGUUUUGCAUGAGGCGGACCAGGAGACCACGGAGCGUCUGCAGACCUCUUUCCUACCCGCGAGCCCCCGCCCCCUCGCCCCGGAGCAGCGGCACCGGAGGCGGGCCGGCGUGCGCAGCUGGCUGGAGCAGAACCGGGUCCCGGUGCAGGAGGACGGCGAGGACCUGCUGGUGGCCGGCGCUCUGACCAUCACGGCGCCGUACGGACCCGAGGACUGCUGCAGCUCCAACCAGAUCAUCCUGGACCGCGUCCAGAGACUGAUCCAGAGUCAGCCGCCAGGGCUAUCCAAUCACAGUGCAGCGCCUCCUGCCAGCCCACCCAUCCAGAAACUGAUCCAGCCUGCGGACCAAUCAGACUGCAGCAGCUGUGACUGACGGCUGUCUGAGACAGUUUGAGUUCAGAUUAAGUUUUGUUUUCUGUCUUUUGGCCAAUAAAAAUCCCUGAAGGUUGAA
Molecule: messenger RNA, 804 nt
Organism: Etheostoma cragini (Arkansas darter)
Lineage: Eukaryota; Metazoa; Chordata; Actinopteri; Perciformes; Percidae
Gene: gemin6
Product: gem (nuclear organelle) associated protein 6
Exons: 2
Coding region: 133-726 (197 amino acids)
Biological process (GO): spliceosomal snRNP assembly; spliceosomal complex assembly
Cellular component (GO): nucleus; SMN complex
Source: RefSeq, a predicted model, not a curated record